CCUGUCAUUGUGUGUGAGUGUGUGCAUACCUGUGUUCAGCAUGUAUUGGGUGCCUGCCCCAGAGCAAGUGUCGUACCCCCGUCCCCCCCAGAAGAGAAGCCCCGGACAGGCAGACCUUGGCAGAGGGGCUAGUGCUGGCUGCCCUCCUCGCUGAGGAAGAGGAGGAGGAGGAGGCUGGGCUUCCCCAAGAGAGAGAGAGAGAGAGAGAGAGAGCAGCUGCGUCCCUGCUUCUCGCCCGUGGGUUCCCGCUCUGCCUUCCUGCCGCGUCCUCUUCAGAGACCUCCGAGCGAGAGGAUUCCUUGAGGCCGGGAUGGGGGGAGCGCCCUGCCCGCUUGCCUCCUGCAACGGACUGCAUGUGGUGGGUCUGUUAUGAGAGGAGGGGGCUCCGCCGUGCCCUCCUCCUCCUCCUCCUCCGGCUUGGCCUCCCAUGAGCGCAGCAGCAGCAGCAACGGCGCUGUCCGGCGUUGGCAUCGGCCUUGCCAGGCGCUGGGUGUCCCCCCUCAAACUUCCCCAGAAGCGGCUCUUCCGCAGCAGCCGGCAAGAUGUCUCCCAGCAUCAAGAAGGCGGACUGCUUCUCCCCGAUGCUCUGCCACUGCAAAGUCGCCUGCAGCAACAACACCCUCUCCUUGAUGUUCGGGUGCAAGAAGUUCCGCUCGCAGGAGGAGGAGAGCGCCCCUUCCCUGGCGCCCAGCAGCUCCUCCCCGCACCCGGCCCCCAGCGAAGGCACGGCCGCUCCGGAGCUGGUCCAGGUGUCCGAGAAGAGCCUCUCGCAGGUGGAGAACAUCCACGGACUCGUCUCCCACGCGCACAUCUCCCCCAUCAAGGCCAACCCCCCUCCGCUCCUUGUGAACGCAGACUCUUCGGAGACACCGACUUACGUAAGUUUCUUGUGGCGCAUUUGUGUGAUGCUUAUACGUAUUGCUUUGAAAUUAAAGGMAGGCUGCGAUGGGGGGAAAGGRGUAGGGGGUCAGGAAGGCAAWYGGGAGUGGGUUUUCCUCUGCUUGGAAGCAGCUUUGCUCUGA
Anolis sagrei ordinatus is the source of this 1022-nucleotide messenger RNA. The record is from RefSeq and is a predicted model, not a curated record. NCBI's taxonomy places the organism in Eukaryota, Metazoa, Chordata, Lepidosauria, Squamata, Anolidae.